AUGCCCGAUCAGCCCACCGAGAAGACCGACGUCGCUGCGCCCGCGACCGAGGGCCAGGAAACUUUGACGGCUGAAUUGAACUCCAAGGAGGAGACCAAGACUGAGGAGCCUGCCUCCACCGAGGACAAGACCGAGGACAAGACCGAGGACAAGAUCGAGGACAAAAAGGACGAGGCGACCGAGGAUAAGGCUGCCGCCGAAGGUGACUCGGAGAUGCCUGAUGCGCCCGAUGCCUCGGCCGUCGAUGCCGAUCAGUCGACCACGGCCGACAAGACACCCGCCAGCAGCAAGGCGCAGCAGAACCGACGCAAGUCGGGAGGGGCGGCUCGCAAGACGCCGAACAAGAAGGCGUCCAAGGCCAAGACGACGAAUCUCGACGCGAAGCCCGGCGAUUACUUCCUCGUCAAGCUCAAGGGCUUUCCUGAGUGGCCCGCCGUCGUGUGCGACGAGUCCAUGCUGCCCCAGGCGCUGCUGACGACGCGACCUGUGACGGCCGCCAAGCCCGACGGAACCUACGCGGAGCAAUACGCCGACGGUGGCAAGCGUGUCUCCGACAGGAACUUUCCCGUCAUGUACCUGCACACGAAUGAGUUUGGCUGGGUCAUCAACACAGCCCUCACAGCCUUGACAGUGGAGGGUGCCAAGAAGGCCCUGGAUGGGAAGCUUCGCAAGGAUCUCAGGGAAGCGUUCGAGCUCGCUGCCGAGCACCAUCCCCUCGACCACUACAAGGAUCUGCUCAAGAAGUUCGAGGAAGAGGUGAUUGCCAGGGAAAAGGCUCUGCAGGAGGCGGCCGCCACACCCAAGAAGAGCAAGAAAGCCAGGGGCAAAGCCGGUGACGACGACGAAGACACCGACAUGGCGGAUGCCGAGGUCCCCAAGAGCAAGAGCAAGAAACGCAAGGCAGAUGACGAGGCGGCGCGGACCGACUCUGCCAAGAAGCCCAAGAUCAAGCUGAACACAUCGUCCACGCCGAAAAAUACCAACGGAACGCCGUCGCAGGCCAAGGACGCCUCGGGCAAGGCCAAGCCCAAGGCGAAGAAGGCGGAGAAGAACGAGAAGCUGACGGCCGAGGAGCGUCUUGCCCGCAAAGAGAAGGAAGUGCUCUACCUCCGCUACAAGCUCCAGCGCGGGCUCCUGAACAAGGACCAGUCUCCCAAGGAGGAUGAGAUGAAGCAGAUGGCCGACUACAUGACGAUGCUCGAGAGCGUGGGCGACCAGCUCGAGGUGUCCAUCAUCCGGGCUACCAGGAUCAACAAGGUGCUCAAGCAGAUCCUCAAGCUGUCAAGCAUCCCGCGCGAAGAGGAAUUCAACUUCAGGAGCCGAUCUCAGAAGCUCCUGGACAGCUGGAACCGGGUCAUGUCGGAGCCGCCGGCCAAGGAUGCCGACGCCAAGGACUCCGCUGCUGCCAACGGCGUCACCAACGGCUCGGCCGAGGACGCGGAGGACAAGCGGGCGACCCCCGACGAAGCCGACGGCAAGGCUGAGAUGAAGGAAGAGACCGAAGCUGAAGAGACCAAGGAAGACAGCAAGUCUGACGACAAGGCUAGCGAACCUGAGGGGAAGGCUGAGGAGCUCACCAAGGAG
This is a messenger RNA of Geosmithia morbida, 1584 nucleotides long. RefSeq names its product PWWP domain. The record is from RefSeq and is a predicted model, not a curated record. The transcript is spliced from 5 exons. Lineage: Eukaryota; Fungi; Ascomycota; Sordariomycetes; Hypocreales; Bionectriaceae. The annotation marks the transcript as partial.